Messenger RNA from Plodia interpunctella (Indianmeal moth), 5210 nucleotides. RefSeq names its product Multiple C2 domain and transmembrane region protein (gene Mctp). The coding region runs from base 656 to 3289 and encodes 877 amino acids. The transcript has 21 exons. Lineage: Eukaryota; Metazoa; Arthropoda; Insecta; Lepidoptera; Pyralidae. Gene Ontology annotation, molecular function: calcium ion binding. The record is from RefSeq and is a predicted model, not a curated record. Gene Ontology annotation, cellular component: synaptic vesicle membrane. Gene Ontology annotation, biological process: regulation of neurotransmitter secretion.
AAAUAACAUCGAAAUAAUUAUUAAUUCUUAUACAAUAAUUUAAAAUAAUUCAUACAGCCAGCUGCUUUCAAAGCCUAGUAAAUUACAAGUGUAUUAUACAGCUUUAUUACUACGAGAGUAACCCCCUUUAUCCUAAGUCACGGUACGAGAGUAACGAGAUUUCAAAAAUCUCCCAACAAUAACACCCAAAAUGGAAGCCUAUGCGCGCGCAGGCGAUUCUGUGCGCAUUUUCCCUCCAAAGUAGAAUCUACGUCAGUACUACAACCUGUCUUGUAAAGCUAAGACUUCGCGCGCAAAAACCCUUAUCUAUUGUUACAAAAAAUAUAUUUAUUUUCUAUUAAAACUGUGCUAGGUUUCACAAAGGAUAUUGUGUGAUAAUUUUAGGGUUGUUAUUCGCAAUUUUGUGUUGCGUUUUUACAAUAUAUCUGUGUGGGAGUUUACAGCCCUGUGAUUAGCUAAUUCUGUGUUGUGAUAAUUUUGUGUAGUGUAAUUUGUAUGGCUUGUGUUUUGGAUAGUCCUUAUGACGGAGUGAAGAAGCGCAGUCACAUGUAGUACACCUACAUUAAAUCUGUAGUGGUGAAAAAAGAACGACGCGUGCGCAGCUCCGAUGAUCGCGUGCGUUCGCUGCGACAGCUGACAUGAGCUGAAACAAGUCAUGUCCACCAAGAAACACUCGCCGCAGCCCAAACGGUCGGAGGCGCUGAGCGGGCGGCUGUCAAAGUCAGCGUCCGAACUGUCGUGCGCGCCCCCCGCGCAGCAGUCCCCACCCCCCCGCGCGCGCUCAGCUCACCAUCACACGCCAUUGUCUGUGGUGCAUAGGACACAGCAUUUCUUCACCAAUUUGAAGAGUCGAUGGCAACGCAGCAGGAGUCGGGAGCGAUGUCCGGCCGGCACCAUAUUCUCACUGGCGCCAGGAGUGGACAGCAGCUCGGAGUACGCCGACAGCUCUCAUAGCACGCCAGCGCACUCGCCUCGACACCGACAAGUCAAACGAGAUCUAUCAAUGACGAGACAGUCCACCGAUCCUACGCCGUCCACGUCAGGCACGCCCGCUCAUCAUCCGCGACCGCACGCGGAGUUGCUUCAGCUGGAACCAGAUGAAGGGCAGAAGUUACGAGAGCGACUUCUUAGACAGCAUUCGUUCUUCCAACUUAGGAUACACUUGAAGAGAGGACAGAACCUAGUAGCCAUGGAUAAGAAUGGUUUGUUGUCAGGGACGAGCGACCCAUACGUGAAGUUCAAGGCUGGAGGUAGGCUGCUUCACAAAUCCAAGAUCGUGUAUAGGGACCUUAACCCUGUAUGGGACGAAGUUUUUACGGUGCCUAUCGAAGACCCCUUCCAGGCUGUGCAGAUUAAGGUUUUUGAUUACGAUUGGGGUCUUCAAGACGACUUCAUGGGAUCCUGCCACUUAGAUUUGACUGCGCUUGAGCUCGGCCGAAGUCAAGACCUGGUCCUCUGUCUGAGGGACCACAACAAGCCUCAUCAGGACAUGGGGGAAAUUGUCAUGAACGUCACUCUACUGCCGAAGUCACAGGAAGAUAAGGAGCAGUAUUUAUUGAAGAACACUCGUCUAAGCGACGUGAACAAGCGACUAAAAGCGCAAAUCUGGAGUUCGGUGGUCACCAUCGUCCUGGUCGAAGCCAAGAACCUGCCUGCCAUGGACAUGGAUACCCGGUCGAGUGACCCUUAUUGUAAGUUUAGAUUAGGCAACGAGAAGUACAAGAGCAAGGUUGUAUGGAAGUCUUUACAUCCAUCGUGGCUGGAGCAGUUUGAUCUCCAUUUGUAUGAUGAUCAGGAGCAGAUCCUGGAAGUCACCGUAUGGGAUAAGGACAAGCAAACCAAGGACGACUUUUUGGGAAGAUGUACGAUAGACCUGUCAAAAUUAGAAAGAGAAAAGACACAUAACAUAUGGCAGGACCUAGAAGAUGGAAACGGCCAGAUAUUUCUCCUUCUUACAAUAAGUGGCACCACGCAAUCUGAAACCAUUACUGAUCUGACUAGUUAUAGAGAAAACCCUAAGGAUAUUGAAAUUAUUGAAAGGAGAUAUACGUGGUACCGCGUGAAGGAGCAGGCGGCGGGCGCGGGCUGGCUGUGCGUGAAGGUGUACGGCGCGGCGGGGCUCGCGGCCGCCGACCUCGGCGGCAAGUCCGACCCCUUCUGCGUGCUCGAGCUCGGCAACGCCAGGCUGCAGACCCACACCGAGUACAAGACGCUGGCGCCCAACUGGAUGAAGAUAUUUACUUUUACAGUCAAGGACAUCUGUUCCUACCUCGAACUAACCGUAUACGACGAAGACCACGACCAUAAAGUGGAAUUCUUGGGGAAGCUGACGAUACCCCUGCUGACUAUACGGAAUGGGGAAAAGAGAUGGUACGCAUUGAAGGACAAGAAAAUGCGGGCGAGGGCCAAGGGGAACUACCCACAAAUACUGCUGGAGAUGACAGUGAUUUGGAACCCCCUUAAAGCGGCAAUACGGGCUGUGAAUCCAAAAGAACCUAAAUAUAUGCAUCAAGAGGCUAAAUUCAAGAGACAGUUGUUUAUUAGGAACGUGAUGAGAUUGAAGGCGAUCAUAAUGUGGUUUAUAGAAAUAGGGAAAAUUUUACAAGACUGUUUCGAAUGGGAAUCCAAACUCCUUUCAUUUAUGGGAUUGUUGGCGUGGCUUGCUUUCUGUUAUUAUUACGAAAUGUGGAUGCUUCCCUUCUUACUUCUCGUCUUCUUCUCUAGGAACUGGCUCAUUUAUAGGUUAACUGUUCGUUUAAAACGUUCCUACAAAAGUUACAAAAAUAAUCCAUGGGAAUAUAUAAAACAAAUAUUUGGUAGAGGUAAUCCUUUAUUAGUGCCGGUAGAUGAUGAUGAUCUAUUAGCAGAAGAAGAUGACGAAGAUGAAGCUGAUAAGGAAGAGAAGAAAUCUUUAAAAGAACGAUUACAAGCGAUACAAGAAGUAACACAAACAGUUCAAAAUGCUAUUGGUUAUGUAGCAUCAUUUGGAGAAGCUGUUAAAAACCUUAUGAAUUUUACAGUGCCAUAUCUAAGCUAUUUGGCUAUAUUGAUGUUGUUUGGAGCGAUGAUAGUAUUAUAUAUUAUUCCGUUGAGAUAUCUGCUUAUGGCUUGGGGUAUUAAUAAGUUUACGAGAAAAAUUUUACGACCUCACACUAUACCAAAUAACGAAGUGAUUGACUUAUUAUCAAGAGUUCCAGACGAUGAAAUAUUGUUGGAUUGUCGAGAGCUGAAGCCGCAUCCAAUAAAUGAAAACCGAAGAGAUCUGAGGAAGAAACACAAAGCUUCGUAACAGGCUCAGGUUUGGAUCCAACGAAGGGUCGAAUAUUGUACUUCUAAAAUAAAUAAAAAGAUUUAUAAAGCCGAUUGAAGCUGGGUAAAAGUUAUUAUUCACUGCACAAAUUUUCGCAAUAUUUUCAUUACAUGGGAUACAAUACCAUCCAGUAGAAAUAAACUAUGCAUAAGAACGAAUAAUUUAAACUUUCCAUGUAUUAAUCCAGUUAUCCAAAUUUUUGUUGUGACAUUUCUUUGGUUCAAAACUGAGUCGAUAUACUCAGUUUUAUCAUCUGAUUCUGCUCAUAAAAUUUGUGCAGUGUAAAAAAAUUACCCUAUAAUAGUCAAUUUAAAAUUUAAUAAAUGAUGAAAUGAUCAUGUCAUCUAAAUAUAUAUAAUUAGUGAAUUUUAACAAAUUACUUAACAAUCCUUGUAUAUAUUCGAAGACUUUGUAAAGUAUUAAUCAAUGCCGAAUAAACAAAAAAUGAGUGUUUUAGCAAAAUAUAUAAAGAACUUAUGUAUAUUUAAAUUUCACACUUUUAUUAUAGUUUCAAUUGAUGAUAUCAAGUUGCCACGUCUAACUCAAUUUUCCUAUCAAAUCUAAACGCAAGCUAGCUAUCUAUAUCCUUUGGUAUGAUGAAUAUUUCGUAGGUAUACAUAUAUUUUUAUUAUUAGCUUUAAAUAUACAUAUUAGUCAUGUAUGGAUAAAAUGGAAUCUGUGAUUUUGAAAGAUCAUUCGAUUAUAAAAUAUUUAUAACACCAGAUGCAAAAUCUAGAUACCUUUGUAUAUUUCUCUCUAAAAUAUAUAUUUCUAAGUAUUUUUUCGUUUGAAAUAGGUCUAAUUUCAAAUAUAGAAUUGAUCUAGAACUCAUGGACACAAAUUAUCGUCUUUAUAUUUUUGUUAUAAUUUGUUUUUAAUGUCUUCCUUUAAUAUAAUGAGAUAUCUGUGUGUGUUUCUUGCUUGUGGAUAUACCUAGAUUUAUUAUUUUAAUCAAAAAGAAAUCAUUUUAUAUUUUUAUACGUUAGUAAUAGUAUUAUCUAAAAAUAAUUAUCGUCCACAUCAACAAAUACCGAAUACCUAAGAAUAUCUUGCAAGUUUAUUGAAAUGAUAUUAAAUAUUUUUUUCAAUGACACUGCAAUAAAAUUUAUAAGUAUUUCCAUUUUAAAAUGCAUUUAAGUCCCAAGUUGCAUAAAAUCCAAUAAAUUAGGGAUAGAUAUUAGAUAGGGUUUUUAAUACAACCAUUUUUAUCAAAUGUUGAAUUUGUUGAGUUUAAUGUUGAUAAUGUUUUGAUGUUCCAUCAAGUGGAAAAGUUUAAUGAACAAAUAAAAAUAAUAUAUUGUUACGCCAUUCCUCCACAACCCAAUGAAAAUGUUCACAAAUAGAAUAAGACUGAGACCAAUCUCAUUGAUAACAUAAUUAUAGAUAGGAUUUAUGUAUAAUUUUUAAACUAUCCAUGUAAAUAAUAAAAAUCUUAAUAUAUCUGCGCAAAUCAUUUAUCUCAUUCCAUUUUUUAUAUUUAGAGAUAAAUGAAGGUAAAUUCAUCUUCCACCUUAGCACAAAUUUCUUGUAGAUGUGAAUUUUUCAAAGCUUUGAGGAAAAUAGUGCGGUUUUUACUGCUUUACAAGCAUUUAGAUAUUUGUUUAUCUACUUACAUAUUCCAAAGUCUAUUUUUUUAGAAUUAUGUAUGUAUCUUAUGUAAUUCUGCAUUAUCAUUUUGCAGCGGAGUUCAAUUUGGUUUUGAAAUUUAUACACAAUAUUUUUUAUGAUAAUUUCUUAAUUAUAUCUAUUAUAUAGUUUACAGAAUUUUCUCUAGGUAGAUGUACUUUAUUGCCGUUUUCAAUCUGUAUCUACCAUGUAACUAGUGUACACUUAUAAAUAAAUAUUGUCUUAAUAUGAGUGUAGCAGAAAUUUUAGCUAGAAAUGAAAUAUAAUUGUCAAA